ACGUAGAAACUUAGAACAUAUGUAAGCCAGGACUGUAUAAAUACGUAGAAACUUAAAACAUAUGUAAGCCAGGACUGUAAAAAUACGUAGAAACUUAGAACAUAUGUAAGCCAGGACUGUAUAAAUACGUAGAAACUUAGAACAUAUGUAAGCCAGGACUGUAUAAAUACGUAGAAACUUAGAACAUAUGUAAGCCAGGACUGUAUAAAUACGUAGAAACUUAGAACAUAUGUAAGCCAGGACUGUAUAAAUACGUAGAAACUUAAAACAUAUGUAAGCCAGGACUGUAAAAAUACGUAAAAACUUAGAAGCUAUGUGACCAAAUACAUGUCCCAUUGUUUAAAAAUUUGAGAGUACACGAUGCGCUAUAACAUUAUAAUUUACAGCUAUGGUUAACUAUACGCUGCCCCUCUAACAACGAGCGUUCAUGAUUAUAAAAAUAAAAAAGCUGUGAUAUGAUUGCCAAUGAGACAAUUUUCCACUAGAGACCAAGUAAUAUAGAAGUUAACAACUAUAGGUCACCAUACGACCUUCAACAAUGAGCAAAACCGGACCGCAUAGUCAGCUAUAAAAGGCAUUGAAAUGACAACCGUAAACCAAUUCAAACGAGAAACUAACGGCCUUAUGUAUGUACAAAACAAUGAACGUAAACCAAAUAUGAUAAACAGCAACAAACGACAACCACUGAAUUACAGGCUCCUGACUUGGAAUUGGGACAGGCGUAUACCGAAUGUGGCGGGGUUAAACAUGUUUGCGGGCACUUCCCCUCACAUGGGACAAUGGUGUAACAGCACAACAUAUAACCAAACUAUAAAAAUCAGUUAAAAAGGGCUUAACUCAUCAGAUCGGUACAAAGCAGAAAAACAGCCAAACUUACAAACCAAAUAUUUGUAUCUUUGGAAGAAUUAAGUACAGGUUUUAAGUAAUUUGUGGUAACGAAAUCCCUGACUUAGUGAUUUACCAGUAAUACACUGUAAAAGAGGGACGAAAGAUACCAGAGGGACACAUACCUGUCAACUGACCCGGAUCCUGCGGGUGUGACCCGGCCUGAGAUUUUCACAAUUCUGAGGGGUCACCCGGAACACCCGCCGGGUGACCAAAUAACCCGGGAAUCGGGAAUUCGGAAAAUAUCCCGUUUUCACCCGGAUUCCUUAGCCUUCAGACUGAUUAGAUAUAAAGUCAUUUCAAUGAAAUACCGGCAAAUUCGUAAUUCUUCCUGGACAAGAAGUUCAACUAGCAGUGUAAACUCAGCUCAAUUGACCCAUUUCAGUGCAUGGCUUCACUUGACAGCUUUGGUGUCAAACACACUGUUAAUUAACACCAAUUACCGUAGCUUUAGGUCGUAAAUAAUUUGUGUAUUUCAAAGUUGUUUUAAAAACAAUUUGAGUUACUUCCCCUUUUUUGUCAAUUCACAAUAUACUCCUUUAACUUAUGUUUUUUUUUGUAAAAAGAUUAAAUCUAAAAUGAAUUGAAUGCACAAACAUAUCAGAAUAAUACUUUUACUUAUUGUUCUACCUUAGAACAAUUAAAAAAUAAAAAUUUUGAAAAUUACUUUUUUUAUCUAUACCUCCUUUAUUUGUUAAACUUUAUUUUAUUAUACUCUAAUAUCAACAAAUGAUAUGUUUAACUGUUUAAAAGCUGCACAAAUGUAUGUAAAGAAAACACAAAUUGACACAUUGUAUGUCAUGGAAUGAAUAUGAACAGGAAUUAAGGCAAUGAAUGUAACACAAAUCUAUCAAUGACCUCCAGGUGCAAUGAAAUAAUAAUAUGUACAAUAUUAAAUUACUUAACCAUUUGGACAUGUUUUGGAAACUUUGAUAUAAAUUAUAAGAAAAAUGUCCCCUAAAUACUGAAAUUCAGCUCGGAAAAGUUCGUACGCGUUAUGACCUGAGAUUUCAUUCUUCUAUGCAGGUCAUCAUCUGCAUUUUCAUUGUCAUAGGUUGACAGGUAUGGGGACAGUCAAACUCAUAGAUCGAAAACAAACUGACAACGCCAUGGCCAAAAAUAAAAAGACAAACAGACAAAUAAUAGUACAGAUGACACAACAUAGAAAACUAAAGACUAAGCAAAACGAACCCCACCAAAAACUGGGGGUGUAAAAGUCGUGAUUAGAAAUUUAACACUUGUAUUACAUGUUUAGUUAUAAACGUGUUUAUGAUUGUGUUUAAUUUCUAAACAUAUUUCUCAGUAAGCACAUAAAAUGUAAACAUGUCUUGAAUUUAAACACUUUUAAAUGUGUUUUAAAAUGAAAGUGUUUAGGAAUAAAACACUUAUUUCUAAGCUAAACACACUCCUAAACACAUUGUACUGAGACACGUUUAGACCAAAACGUGUAAAAAAAGUGCACAAAAGAUGUGCUUACAAUUGUGUUUAGGAUCUAAACACCUUUUUUACAGUGUACAUAGAUUACGUUCAUUUAAAUCCAAAACGUCACUAUAGAAAUGGGCAUAGCGAACGAGUUGUGAUAUGUAAGAUUGUGCCAAAGGAACAUCAUCAUCAAAAAAAGGAAAAUUAACAAUAAGUAAAGAAAAAUCGUCCCUUUUGUCGUAAAGUUUUGUUGAGAGUUUCCCGUCUAACACUGAAAUAUAUAAAUCUAUGAAAGAACAGUUAUUAUCGUUUAUAUUUGAUUUAUUCAAAAUAGGUUCUUUUAUUGGGUAAAUUUCGGCAGUAUAUUUAGAUAAAUGAAUCAUCCUUGAUUAUUUAACGAAAACAUAUUAUUUAGAUAAACAUAAAUGUUGUUGAAUUUAUCAAUUAAAUGGAAUUCAGACAGGUCUUUACUGCAUGAGUUUCGCCAUGUACUGUGAUUCAUAACAGUACAAGUCUGCUAUUAAUGGGGCGCAAUUGUGCCCAUAGGAAUAUCUACAACCUGUCGAUAUAACGUACACAAAUGUUGUCAAGGAGAAAAUUAACAGCUUCGGCCAUCUCAUCAUACCUUCAGUAAUCAUAUCUAACAUAUUUAACAUUCUCAUUAGAAAAGGCUUUAAAUGAGUUGCAAUAAACAUAUUUGCAAUCAGAUUUAUCAAACAACCAGUUGAUUAAAUAUAAAAAAAAAUUGUUUGAUAAGAUUGUGUGAAAGUGUAGUGUAAAGAGUCAACAAAACUGUCAGCAGAAUCAAAAGGACCACCUAAAGCAUGUAAUUCAUCUAAAACACCCAAAGAUUGUUUUACAUUCCAAAAAUAGUUAAUUCCACUAUUUUCAUAUGUUUUAAUACAAAAGUUAAUGAUAAAUUCUUUGAUAGUAAUUAUAAUGAACUAGUUAAAAGAACUGAAAGAUUAGUAGUAGAACACUUACAUGAGGCCGAGAUGAAACAAUAUUUUACGUUUUGUGUAGUUUAGGUUACCAAUACAUAGUAAGGACCUUCACAUGUUCAUAAAGCUUUUUUCGUGAUCUUCGAAAUUGAAUAUACAGAAGUUUAAUUCGUCGGUUUGCAGUAAUCCCUCUUCUUAUAUGUUUAAAAUUGUACCGCUAUUUCUAUUAAAAUGUAAUAACUAUGACAUCAUGUUUAUAUUAUCUGGAGCCUUAUAUCUUUUUAUAUAUUGUAUGUGUUAACGUUUACCAAUAUAAUAUUUUCACGAUUUAAAGAAGUUGAGUGGAUUAAUUCCGGUCUUGCGCAACAAUAAAACAAGAUAUUAUAUAUAACAACUGGCCGCCUGUAAUGCUUUUUAGACAUGUAUUGUAAUCGGAUUAUAAAAUUAAAAGAUUUAUUAAAUAUUAGUUUGGUUAAGAAUUAAAUUUAAUUUAGUAAUCGAAAUUUUCAAAAUCUUUUGGGAACGAAGCAUUUCUUCAUCCUCUUUCCGGUUUACAUCAAUGAAUUUCGUGUUUUAAAUUAGACCUAGAUGCAUCUAAUUCCCUACUGCUCUUUACUAAUUUUAAAAGAUUUUGUUCAGGAUGAUUUUAUGAAUUUAAAUUACCGUGUUUUGUUUUUGUUCAUUGUAGUAGCAGUUUGUAUAUUUAAAUAAAGAAUGUUGCAUUAUUUAAGAGAUAUACGGCUUUAUCAAGAUCUGGUAUAACUAGUCACCCAUCAUAAACAGAACGCUACGGUCUUACAAAUAUCUUUACAAUGCCGAUAGCCGACAUGUUCCGCUCUAUGGCUCCCAAGACAGACCAUCUUGCCAAUAAUUUUAAAUCUGUUAUUUGUAACUAAUAUAAAUCGUUAAGAGGGAAUUUUCUUAAGAUUAGUUGCCACACAUUUAAUUCAAAAUCAUGCUUAUGAAGUAUUCAUAUAUUUAACGAAUUUUUAGGAAUUCUUUUUAAAAUGUGAAAUUUAAACGAAAAAUAAAAAAAAAAUCAAAUGGGAAGAUCAGUUUUGGAUAUGCACAUUGAAAAUGGAUAUUGUUUGUAGUUUCCGGUUUUGGUUUCAACGAGUUCAUCAGGAUGUAAUUGGGUUUUAACGAAUCAUUAAAUCAUGAGCUGCAACCAAGUCGUUUUAGAACUUGCCCACGAUGUCGGCAACAACGCUCCUAACAAAAUGGCGACUGUUAUUGAAAGGUUGCGAGUUAAAGGAGCCCCGGCUCCCAGAAACACACCAGCGUCGCCACUGUUAUCAAGAUCAAGCAGAGUAAUACCCAGUACCGUUAUUGCUUUAGACAAAUCGUAUGAAAUAGUUUUGAAAAAUUCUAACAAACAACUAAUUGAGGCGGGAAAUACAGUUGCAGUCAGACGACAAGACUUUCUAAGUCGUUUGCAGCAUGCAAAUCAAGGAAUAACAUCAAUGGAUUCGCCUUAUGAGUCCAGUGAGGUCGGCAUUACAGAAGAAAAGCCCAGUUUUGUUCUCUGUGGAAAACCCGUAAAUGGAUUCACUACUAAAACAAUUGAUAAAUAUUUAAAAGAUCAGAGAGUUGGAAAUUAUAAAACGUCUGCCCAUGAAGUAACACGAGUAAAGUUACAAAAUAAAGAAUCAAAAACCAGAAGUGAGCCUAACAGAUCUGCUGGUCUAGAGAAAUCUGUAAAUUUCAAUGACACACUGACAAUACAAGAUACUAGUAGUAUCAAGUCAAAUAAUGGUGCAAACAACCCCCCACCAACGACACCGGCGCCCUCUAUUAUAUCUUUAUCAAAGCGAGGUACAAAUAUGUCGUCAUUUGAACUGACGGGGAAAAACUUCCGAUCAGCAUCCUCAGCUGACUGGAGAGAAAUGAUUGGAUCUUCUGAUCAGAAACGCUCGAGAUUAGACAAGCCAGCAAGAUCAGCUGACAAUCCUUUGAAACAUUAUCUACGGAUUAACAAUAAAGAAAGAGCUCGAAACAAAUUUUCAGAUGACUCCGUCAAAGGUUUUAGCUUGCCAAACUCAUUUUCUACCAAGGGAAUUAAAAAAUUCAAUAAUCCAUAUAGACUUCUCAAAUAUUCAAAACGGCAAAUGCUUCUGCAUCAAAAAGAAACCACGGAUCAAGAGCAUCUACAGAAAAUAACACAUCCGCCGAAAUCUGCACCUCAUUUAAAUGGAAAAAGCAUUGACCUACCAAAAUCCAUUCUGCGAGUGCCCAAUCCUUGUUCGGAAACUUUUUUGCUGCAAAUGAUGCUAGAUUCGAGUACCAUGUCUGGAAGAAAGCACCCAAGUUCUAAAUAUUCAGAUAUUGCCGUACACAAGGAUUUGGAAGAAUUCAUAAUGAUACGUUCACCUUCCUCUCAGAGUAAAGGUAUGUCACAAGGGCCUAAAUCAUCGAAAAGUGCUAAAAGUGUUUUGAAUGGUUUGGAUGAAGAGUCCAUUUGGCCAGGGAACGAUGUCCAAGAGGAAACAUUAGAGAAGUCAUCUGCAAAAACUUGUAGACUAUGAUAUUUAUUAAUUAGAAAUUAAAUUGGAAGUAUGCUUCUUGGCAAAACUAUGUACUCAGACAUUCUUGUAGCCUAAUUGCAUCCAAUCGGCAUCCAAUUCAUAUAACACGUUAUUUUUGUUACGUCACUUCCGUGUAUUACCGCAUGGCACUUCAAUAAUCUGUUUCUGUUCAGGAUCUCAUGGUUUUAGAAAUUAAAUGAUAUUAAAUCCUUUUCUUCAUUUCAUCACGAUAUAGUCCUAAUGUCGUUUUGAAAUUAUAAUAUAGUAUUUAUGCUGUAUUGUAUUUCUUCUUAUUUCUCUUUUUUUUUUAUUCUUUUUUUUUGGAGGUGGGGGGAGGGGCGCCAUGAUUGGUUUUAUUUUCCUUUGUAAAAGUCCAUCGGAUGCACACUUUGCACUGAGUAACGUCAAACAUUGAAGUAUAAUUUUUUUUGACAACAUAAUUCCUCAUGUUCAUUUGAUAUCUGUUAUUUAUUGUUAGAGUUCCUACUUUGGACAUACUACAUAAAUUAUUGUUGGUUUGUAGGAGUGUUGCAGCAUAAGAUUUGAACAGAAAUAAAAAAAAAAACAUCUUUUUUUCAAAAUCUUCAUUUAUCUCCAAGGAUGCUCUUUACAAUCUGUGAAAAUAAAUUUUGAAUUCAUUAUCACGAUUUAAAAUUCGUUAUACACGUUUCUUAUUAAUAGGCUGUAAAGAGUCAAUAUGGACGCUAACCUAACAUCUUUGCCUAAAAUGUUUAUCACAUUUAGUAUUAAGCCAAUGGGGUUUUUUUAAUGGCUGCGUUUUGCAAUCCCCCCCCCUUUUCCCUUUACAGUCAAAGAAACCGUUAGCACUAAUUACUAAUUGUAUUCAUCUGGUACACGUGUUUAAGGAAUGACAUUCUAAUCCGUUGGUACCUCAGAAAUCAUAUAAUAUACUUAGGAUUUGACGAGAAUAUCACAAAACUGAUUAUCAGAUAUUUCCAUGAACUCCAUCUUUAGGAAUUUCAAGCGAUGCUUAAUUUUACAGAUAUGAUGAAUUGAACUAAUUUUUAUAUUGUUAUAAUCUUUCGUUUAACUUAUUGAUUUUCUCCAUGUAAUUAUUUCGUACGAUUUUAUAUGAAAUAAUCAAGUAUUGAAUAGUGAAAUGGAACAAGAUUAAGCUAAAAGGUUCGUUUAAGUAGAAAGUGAAAUGUUAUGCGAUCACGAAACUGUCAGUAGAUUGAUAAAUAAGGUAGAAAUAUAAAACAAAAAAGAAACAAUGGUCGGAAAGACUAUAGCCAGAUUUUGUUUCAACUUAAAACGUGUUUUAGCAAGCUAAUUCUCAGAGUUGUCACAAGUGCAAUUGUAUUUAGAUGUAUCAUUUUCAAGGAAACUAAUGUACUGUCAUAUCGGAAUGAAAUAUUAUCGUAGAAAAACUGUUUAUCAAGAUAUAGUAGUUGAAUUAACCUAAUUUUAUUUUUAUGUGUAUGUAUAACUUAAGGAUGAAUUUCCAUGUAAUUGUUUACUUUAUAAAUUUUUGUCAGAAAAUGUUAUGACCUGCAUGAAAUAAAUACCUGAACACGAAUUAUCAAUCACAAAA
Messenger RNA from Mytilus californianus (California mussel), 7328 nucleotides. RefSeq lists its product as uncharacterized. Gene Ontology annotation, cellular component: acetylcholine-gated channel complex. The record is from RefSeq and is a predicted model, not a curated record. The transcript is spliced from 2 exons. Lineage: Eukaryota; Metazoa; Mollusca; Bivalvia; Mytilida; Mytilidae. The coding region runs from base 4406 to 5773 and encodes 455 amino acids.